Emiliania huxleyi CCMP1516 is the source of this 651-nucleotide messenger RNA. RefSeq lists its product as hypothetical. The record is from RefSeq and is a predicted model, not a curated record. NCBI's taxonomy places the organism in Eukaryota, Haptophyta, Isochrysidales, Noelaerhabdaceae. The coding region runs from base 1 to 651 and encodes 216 amino acids. The transcript is spliced from 2 exons.
AUGUGGCGGCCCAUGACCGUGCCGACGACCUGUGGGUAUCUCUCUUCCACAAGGCGCAUCGCUCUGCACACAUCGGUCGUCGACCUGAGCGACCUGGUGUUCCUGCACGCCGGUCCGCUCGCCCAGCCUCUGAUUGAGGCGGCGGGAACUGACAUCACGCACUGGUUUGACCCAGCCACGCAUGGCCUGCGGCGGCACAUUGACCCCAAGACCGGCACACUGGCGCCCUUCGUGCCACUGGGGAGGUUUAUCCACUGCCCGCCUGCGGGCUCUGGUGCGGAGUUUGAUCCGGCGGCGGAGGUGCCGUGGUGGUUGGACGACAGCCUUGUCGUCGGCGCGCUCACUCGCAAGACGCGGUCGGUCCGGCUGCUGAACAUGCUAACGCAACAGGAGACCGCGCUCGAGGUGUGCGCUGAGGAGACGCUCGAUGAGAUCCAGCAGCGUUACCUCGACCACAACGCGCACUCGGGCUCCUACGCCUGGAAGCGGACAGACGCACGCGGCAGCCGCUUCCUCGACAUGAGGCGCACGCUCGAGGCGAACGGGGUGCCGGACGAGGACCGCACCUUUGACUCUCUCUCCAUUCCCGACGAUUUCUACGUGCCAACGCUGCACCUCUACUUUGCGGACGACCUCACCGCGAGCGCUUGA